This is a messenger RNA of Eptesicus fuscus (big brown bat), 702 nucleotides long. RefSeq names its product transmembrane protein 179 (gene TMEM179). The record is from RefSeq and is a predicted model, not a curated record. The transcript is spliced from 4 exons. Lineage: Eukaryota; Metazoa; Chordata; Mammalia; Chiroptera; Vespertilionidae. The coding region runs from base 1 to 702 and encodes 233 amino acids.
AUGGCGCUCAACCAGUUCCUCCUCGCGCAGUGCGCCUGCUGCCUCCUGGCCUUCCUGUUCAGCUUCGUGGCGCUGGUGCCGCUGUCGGAGAACGGCCACGACUUCCGCGGCCGCUGCCUGCUCUUCACCGAGGGCCUGUGGCUCAGCGCCAACCUCACGGUGCAGGCGCGCGAGCGCUUCACGGUGCAGGAGUGGGGCCCGCCGGCCGCCUGCCGCUUCGGCCUGCUCGCCAGCCUCCUCUCGCUGCUGCUCGCCGCCGCGCUCGCCUGGCGCGCGCUCUUCUUCCUCUGCAAGGGCCACGAGGGCUCCUUCCUCUACGCCUUCCUGAACCUGCUGGUCAGCGCCUUCGUCGUCUUCCUCGUCUUCAUCGCCAGCACCAUCGUGAGCGUGGGCUUCACCAUGUGGUGCGACGCCGUCACCGAGAAGGGCUCGGUGCCCCACAGCUGUGAGGAGCUCCAGGACAUCGACUUGGAGCUGAACGUGGACAACUCUGCCUUCUAUGACCAGUUUGCCAUUGCCCAGUUCGGCCUCUGGGCCUCGUGGCUGGCCUGGCUGGCCAUCACCGUGCUGGCCUUCGUCAAAGUCUACCACAACUACCGCCAGGAGGACCUGCUGGACAGCCUGGUCCACGAGAAGGAGCUGCUGCUGGCCCGGCCGGGCGCCCGCACCCUCGCGCAGGAGGAGAAGAGCGCCGUCAUCUAG